AUGGCCUCCAAAGUAAAGCAAGAUGGCAAGACACCGCCCUCAGUUGCCACGAACCUCAUUGCCGGCGGUGGUGCAGGCAUGAUGGAGGCAUUGGUCUGCCAUCCCCUUGACACGAUCAAGGUGCGAAUGCAGCUGUCGCGACGAGCCAGGAUGCCCGGCGCCCCGAAGCGCGGGUUCAUCCGUACCGGUGUCGAGAUCGUUAAGAAAGAGACGCCCUUGGGUCUAUACAAGGGUCUCGGCGCCGUGUUGACGGGUAUCGUGCCCAAGAUGGCCAUCCGGUUCACGAGUUUCGAGGGGUACAAGCAGAUGCUCGCAGAUAAGAAGACGGGAGUCGUCAGCGGACAGGCUACAUUCUUCGCCGGUCUCGCCGCGGGAGUCACUGAAGCCGUGGCCGUCGUGACGCCCAUGGAAGUCAUCAAGAUCCGUCUGCAGGCGCAACACCAUAGUAUGGCGGACCCUCUCGACAUUCCGAAGUACCGCAACGCCGCGCACGCGCUGUACACCGUUGUCAAGGAGGAGGGCGUCGGCGCAUUGUACCGCGGCGUGUCGCUGACGGCGCUGCGCCAGGGUAGCAACCAGGCCGUCAACUUCACGGCGUACUCGUACUUCAAGGAGGCGCUCAAGGACUACCAGCCCCAGUACGCGGGAACGAACCUCCCGAGCUGGCAGACGACCGUCAUCGGGCUCGUCAGCGGCGCCAUGGGGCCUUUGAGUAAUGCGCCGAUCGACACCAUCAAGACGAGGUUGCAGAAGACGCCGGCCGAGGUGGGCACGAGUGCCUGGAGUCGCAUCGCCAAGAUUUCGAGCGACAUGUUCAAGCAAGAAGGAAUGCAUGCGUUUUACAAGGGCAUCACGCCGCGUAUUAUGCGUGUCGCGCCUGGCCAGGCCGUUACGUUCACCGUCUACGAAUACCUCAAGGAGAAGCUGGAGAAGAGCAACCUCUCGUUCACCGGAGGCAAUUUCGAGGAGUAA
This is a messenger RNA of Colletotrichum karsti, 972 nucleotides long. RefSeq lists its product as uncharacterized. Gene Ontology annotation, biological process: succinate transport; transmembrane transport; fumarate transport. The transcript has 5 exons. The coding region runs from base 1 to 972 and encodes 323 amino acids. The record is from RefSeq and is a predicted model, not a curated record. NCBI's taxonomy places the organism in Eukaryota, Fungi, Ascomycota, Sordariomycetes, Glomerellales, Glomerellaceae.